This is a messenger RNA of Phragmites australis (common reed), 711 nucleotides long. RefSeq lists its product as uncharacterized. The transcript has 2 exons. Bases 1 to 711 code for a protein of 236 amino acids. The record is from RefSeq and is a predicted model, not a curated record. Lineage: Eukaryota; Viridiplantae; Streptophyta; Magnoliopsida; Poales; Poaceae.
AUGGGUACCCAGGGGGGGUCCUCUGACGUUCCUGAAGCAGACUUCUCGCAGUUCUCACAGGCUACAAAUCUUGGAGGACACUCGGAUGUAGGGCAGUUCAGUCUCGGAAGCGAUGAGAAGGGUAGGAAGAAGGUUACCUCGAAGAAGAAGAAGAAGGUGGACGCGAAAACUGAUAGAACCAAGUGGACUGACGAGGAAGAUGAGUUGUUGGUGUCGGCAUGGCUUAAUGUGAGCCAAGAUCCAGUUGUGGGCAAAGAUCAGUCGAAAGAGACCUAUUGGGGCCGUAUCGCAAAGUACUUCAACACUUAUAAAAAGGAAAGCAUGAUGCCUAGGAUCGACAAAGCGCUGAUAAACCAUAUGAAGCUGAUCACGGAUGCCAUGACAAAAUUUACGAUGGCUCGAGCCUGCACCGCAUAUAAAGCACUUGAGGGCAAACCAUUCGCGUACACCCACUGUUGGGUGCUGCUGGCCGACCACCCUAAGUGGCAUGCACACGAAUCGGCAAAGGCGCAGAAGGUCCAAGAUGUUGUGGACGCCCAGUGCAGCCAAGCUGCGGGCAAUGACGUCCCUAAUGAUGCGGCUUCGAACGCGUCGACGGACCUUCCCCGUCCUAUUGGCCAUGACCAAGCGAAAGCUUCCCGUGCGUGCAAGUCACCGUCCACCUCGUCACUUCCCACCGUUUCCGGAGGUGUUUAUGAACGACAACUGUAG